AUGCUCGCCAACGAAACGGUCCUCGAAGCACCCGUCACCCCAGCCCCGGUAUUCGCAUACCGGGCGUUGAAAGGCUUCUUCAUCUCCUCACCCGACUCCUCGCCAGACCAUGACAAUAAAGAGAACGUCCACCCGGAUAUCAAGACAUCGCCUACCAAGAUGGAUAAUGGCCAGCAGCGGCUUCAGCUGACGCCGUCACACAAGCGGAAAUGGGACAGCGUGAGAACGGGGACAGUGGUAUCGCCCACGAAAGGCAUCCUGCGCACACCAGGGCUGGUGACGCCUAGGACCAAGGCCCUCAAAGAGCUCAAUGUCAAGUUCAAGAGUGUGAGUCCAGAAGUGGUCGAGCAGCACAAGAACGUUGCAACUACACUUCCCGAAGCUGGACCGGAUGACCAUAUGCGUCGAGUAAGCCAGGAUGGGUUCAGCUCUGGCCGUGGAGCACAGCACGCCAUGAAACCCUCGAAAUCUAUGGACAACAUCCCGAACAGCCAACCUACGGUCGGAAAGGGUUCUCUCCGGUCCUCAUCGCAACAAAAACAACCCGCCAAAGUGACGCGGUCUAUAGACAAGUCAACGUCCUCGACGACAUCUACGAGCACGACAACGGCCGAGACACUACUGUCCCCUGAUGCCAUCCAGGCGUACAUGCAACAAACGGAGAAAGAGAUGAAGCGACUAUUGCGGUAUAACCAGAAGAUGCGCGAAUAUGCACGCAAGAAGGACGCGGAGAACCAGGAACUACAGGCCAUGAUUGAACAACUUCGGAAGGAAAAUGAGCGCUUCCGAAGCGGACUUAUUCCUGGUGCACAGGGUCGGGAGGACCAUGUUGGUUUCGCCAGUGCCAGUGCAGAAGUCAGCCGCAGCCAGGGAACAGAUGGGGGCCAUACUACGAUUGGCAAGUCUACACAAUCGAAUCCGACAGCACCCACUCAAAUCAGACAACCUUGUUCGCCAUUUCAGCCGUCGAAGAACCCUGGUCCGGUCGAGCUGCGGGAAAACAUGGACAUGGGUCUUGGAAAAUCCGACAAUGUUCUCGCAGCCGUUGGCAUGGCUACUGCCACCAAAAACACAGACUUGUCAUUCGGUGUACGCGCUCCUCCAGCUACGAUAACUGGUCAAGGCACGGUGUCACUGGCUGGGGCAGAAUCCGAAGCAGGAGCACCAUCAGGACCCGAAGUAAGGUUAGGAGGAAGCACCCGCCUGCCUCCUGAUCGAUUAGCAGCAGCUCGCGAGCGGCUCCGUCAACGUGCGGAAGCGAGGAAAACAAGUGCCUGCGUUACCAAUGCCUCUGUCAAGAAUUUUUCCUCCUGCAGGGACCAGGCUGACGAAGGCUCGGGAGCACUGGGCCAAAAGCGAGAGUACUAUCACGAGCUAAUCAGAAACGAAUCCCAUAAUCGAAACCCGGAGCAGAACCAGACCCAAAUCAGCACGCAUCUUGAGGUCCACAGCCGUGAUCAGAGUCAAGUCGACUGGCUCGAUCUCUAA
Molecule: messenger RNA, 1488 nt
Organism: Exophiala dermatitidis NIH/UT8656
Lineage: Eukaryota; Fungi; Ascomycota; Eurotiomycetes; Chaetothyriales; Herpotrichiellaceae
Exons: 1
Coding region: 1-1488 (495 amino acids)
Source: RefSeq, a predicted model, not a curated record